AUGGAAAUUAUGUCGUCAAAACGAUUCAUUUUAUUGAUUUUAGCCACUUCAAGCCUUUUAACAUCAAAUACCUUUUGUGCAAAUGAGUUAAUGAUGUCCAAUUUUUGUGGUAAAGAAACUUCCAAUAAGUAUCCUGAGCCUAGAGGAGAUUCCAAAGAGGAAAAAGAAGGAAGCCUCAAUUUUGGAGAAUUAAAAGAUUGGGGACCAAAAUAUGCCAUUAAGGUGAGCACACCUGCUGUCAACAAAAUGCCACACUCGGCAGCCAAUUUGCCGCUGAGAUUUGGGAGGGCCAUGGAAGAAGAAAGAAGCUCUGGGUCACGGGCUAACUUACCACUGAGAUUUGGAAGAAACAUGGAGGGGCGCAUCUCCAGACAUGUUCCUAAUCUGCCCCAAAGGUUUGGGAGAACAGCAUCAGCCAAAAGUGUCACUAAGGCACUGAGUAAUUUCCUCCAAGGACCCAUGAAUUCUCCAACUGCCAUUGAGUUAAUUUACUCCAUGACCUGCCAGCCCCAUGAAGUUCAGAAUCCUGAUCAAAAACACCCAAGGAGCCUGGGACUCAAGCAAAUAGAUGAUGCAGAAUUGAAACAAGAAAAAUAA
Messenger RNA from Choloepus didactylus (southern two-toed sloth), 597 nucleotides. It is a transcript of the gene NPVF, whose product is annotated as neuropeptide VF precursor. Gene Ontology annotation, biological process: negative regulation of gonadotropin secretion; neuropeptide signaling pathway. Bases 1 to 597 code for a protein of 198 amino acids. The transcript is spliced from 3 exons. The record is from RefSeq and is a predicted model, not a curated record. NCBI's taxonomy places the organism in Eukaryota, Metazoa, Chordata, Mammalia, Pilosa, Megalonychidae. Gene Ontology annotation, molecular function: signaling receptor binding.